CAAAAAAGAAGCAUGCUGUUCCAGAUCUGGGGGCAGUCGGAAUCGGAAGUGGAUUGAAGGAAGAUUAGACAGCUGGCUGCAGUAUAAAGCGCCGCCGAGACCUUGAUCGUGCGACUUCUUUCCUUUUCCGCUGUUUCGAAUUGUUGCUACUCACGCACGCACUUGACCGCCAGCAAUGUCCACUCGGCAUAGGGAAUCACACAGGGAUUCGCAUAGGGAGCCGCGCGAGCCCGCUCACCACCACCUCUCCUCCCAUCCCUCCCACAACUCACACCCCCCUCCCCUACCCCACUCCUCACACUCCCAGUCCCAUGUUCCCCACCACCCGCACCCCAACGGCUCGUCUUCUUCCCACAUCUCAGCCAUUGUGUCGCCCAUCCAGGGCGGCCCUCCGCCCCCUCUGACGAAUGGGAGCGCCAAUGGCGUCUCCAACGGAGUUUCUGCUACUGCAGGCCCCGGCCCAUCGUCCGCGAUACACAAGCUCGCGGCAGCAAACGAGCAGACGUGGUUGUUGAUUGGUCGGGUAGCCGAACAGAUGAACGAUUUGGAUCAUGCAUUGUCGGCGUACGAAAAUGCGCUGCGACACAACCCCUUGAGUCUCGCUGGGUUGACGCAAGUAGCGGGCAUCGCGCGGAGUAAGGAGAACUACCCUAAGGCGAUCGACUACUUCCAGCGUGUACUGCAGUUGCAGGAAGACAACGGGGAGGUUUGGAGUGCCUUGGGACAUUGUUACCUCAUGCAAGACGACCUUCCGAAAGCAUACUCGGCAUACCAGCAGGCCCUAUAUCUGCUUCCGAAUCCCAAGGAGGACCCGAAGCUGUGGUACGGCAUCGGCAUCCUGUAUGACCGGUAUGGCUCGCUGGAUCAUGCCGAGGAGGCGUUCUCGUCGGUCCUGCGCAUGGACAAAGACUUAGACUUUGACAAGGCGAACGAGAUACUGUUCCGUCUGGGAAUUAUCUACAAGCAGCAGAGCAAGUUCGACGAUUCCUUGCAGUGUUUCGACCGGAUUCUGCGGAAUCCGCCGAGUCCGCUGGCGCAUGCGGAUAUUUGGUUCCAGAUUGGUCAUGUGUAUGAACAACAGAAAGACCACGCGAGCGCAAGAGAUGCUUAUGAACGGGUUGUUACUGACAAUCCGACACACGCCAAAGUUCUGCAGCAGCUGGGAUGGCUGUAUCACCAAGACGGAUCCACGUUCCAGAACCAGGACUUGGCAAUACAGUACCUGACGAAGAGUUUGGAGGCCGAUCCUUCCGAUGCGCAAUCUUGGUACCUGCUUGGCCGGGCCUACAUGGCUGGCCAAAAGUAUAACAAAGCCUAUGAGGCGUACCAGCAAGCCGUAUACCGAGAUGGGCGCAACCCAACAUUCUGGUGUUCCAUCGGCGUGCUAUACUUCCAGAUCAAUCAGUACCGCGACGCCUUGGACGCUUAUUCUCGUGCGAUCAGGAUCAAUCCGUAUAUCUCGGAGGUGUGGUUUGACUUGGGAUCGUUGUAUGAGAGCUGUAACAACCAAAUCUCGGACGCGAUCGAUGCGUAUGCGCGGGCGAGCGAGCUGGAUCCGGGCAACAAGGUGAUCGAAGGCCGGCUGGCAUUGCUGAAGACUGCACAAGCGAACGGUGGCGCGAGCAGUCUCGGUGCGGCGCCUGGGCCACAGGAUGUACAUCCGACGGCCUACGCGAGUGCGGUUGUUCCCCCGACGACCCUGAAUCUCAAUCUUCCGCUCGGGCGACCAUCGGGCAUCAACAACGAGAUCUCGCUUCCACCGCCGACACAGCGCGGCGGGUCGCCUACCGCCGGGCCGUUCCGAGGCGGGCCUCCUCCACCCCUGAUUCUGGAUGACAGUCGCCAUCAGCCUGUGCCGGGCCAGACGGUACUGGCGCCUAUGGAUGUUGACCGCCCUGUCGAUCGACGGGAGAGGGGUUUGGGGCAUCAGAGUCUGCUGUUGCACCAUCCUGUUCCGGCUGCAGCCGAGGAGCGGCAUUUCGCUCGCCACCGCGCGGUCUCUGCCUCAAUGUCGCCCCCUCCCCAUCCAGCACUCCUUUCUUCUCGGCGUGCUACUUCACCUGGUUUCCCCAGGGAACCACGCGAGAGGGAGCCGCGCGAGAGAGAGCCGCGCGAGCGCCGGCCAUCACCGCGCGCCGAAGAUUGGGAGAGGCGCGGAGAGGAUAGACGCGGCGAUUGGGAGCGCGAGAGAAGGUACCGAGAGCCGUAUGCUGUACGGGAGAACCCGGCCAGUCCCCGCUAUGCCGUGAAGCAGCGGUACGACCCGCGCUGGGACGCUCAGCCACCGCCACCCUCGUCCUCGGCAUCGUCGGCGACGACGACAGCGACGACGACGACGCCCACGCCGACCAACAGCACGUUCUACGACGAUGACAAGAGGAGGCGAGGCAUGAAGGAGGAGCCGUUGCCUGCUGUUGUUCCUCCACCAGAACCGAAGCGGAAGCGCAGCAGCCACAUACAGACGCAGCACAAAAACAUCCCCACUCACAGCCCAGCCGGCUCAUCAUCUGGGCGCUCGUCUGUUGGCGGACCUCCAAGACGAGUCGUCGACGACGACUACGACGAACCGGGCGUUGCCGAUGCGUUGAUGGGUCUGGCUAAUCUGAAGCGUCCGCUGAGCCCAGCGCCUGCUGACGAUGUGAGCAAGCGCAGCCGCAUCGAGUCCACUUCCUCGUCGUCCUCGUCCGCGUCCCAGCACAGACAGACGCCCGUUCCGUCUACUCGUCCGUCGCCCAUCCCGUUCCGCACGCAGGGCAUGUCUGUGUCGCGAUCUCCGCCAGAAAACACCCAAAACCACGCACCGGCGAGCCCGCCGCUUCCAGCUGUGUUCCCGCCGCACCCGAGGCCUGUGGGCAACAACGGGAUGGGAUUGAACCUUCCGCCUAUCACAACUCUCAGUCCAGAGCCCACCGGUGACGAGAAGAUGCAGGUCGAUUCGAGGAGUGUCAGUCCGCCGACUACCACCACGGCUGCGAUGCAGGACUAGUGUGAUUUUUUUGGACUGUGUGUCGUAUAUUAUUCCAGUACUUACUUACGACUCGAUACGAUUGCCACGCAAAGCCCACAGUGUACAAUAUAUUCAUAGUGUUUUUAUCACAUGACGAGACAAGGUCACUGUGACACAACGCGUGUGGAAAGCCUCUUGCGCCUUGUGCUCGUUCUAUCACUGACUGCUCCCACGAUCGUUCUCUCUUUUUCUGCGAUUUCAGCCCGCUCAGUUGUACAUAUACCCGACCCUGCAUCGACUCAAGUAAACAACGCACCCGUCCCCGCCCUGGACGACCCAUUCCAUUCCACGCCUCUCCCACUCGCGUCACGACAUCCUUCCGGUUUUGUUAUACCCAAAAUCCAGAUCAGUAUGACCACGUCCGCUGUCUCGACGCCGAAGCGCUCCGUGUCGGGCUCCGCAUCCCAUUCAGUCGUGGGUAAAGGCACGCCCCGCUCCGUUUCCGCGCAGAGGACGCCCCGGCGGGUCACCAGUGCGCCGCUGCCUGCACACACCACGCCGCCGUCCUUCGCGCUUCAAGAGGCACUCGAGGAGGGGGACGAACGGGACGCGUUUGGUUCGAACGGCGCUGCGCUCGUGAUGACAGGCGGCACGAGUGAUGUGUUUUGGGACGACGAUGGGCGGACGAGCGUCGGUGGCGAGGAGGGCGAGGUCGACGAGGAGUUCGACGAAGCGCUCGCGGGCCUUCGCACCCUUCACACCCGUAAAUGCAUGCACUUCAAAAGACUGCUCGAGCGCGCGCACGCGUCAUCCGCGGCGCAGCUACACGCCCUGCAGGCCGAGAUCCAGAUGCUUCGCGCACGGCCUGUAGGAACCGCUACCGACACGGGCGAUGGGGCGAUGGAGUGCAUAUGCAGACGCAAGGGGGGGUACUGGGAUGGCUACCUCCCGCCUGACGUGGACCGGCUCGACUCGUCGCUCUCUUCGGACCCCUCCAUCAGCGCGCUCCAGUCGCAGAUCCACAGGAUGUCCCGCGCGUCGCGCUCGCGGCUGAUGCGGACCCUCCUGGACGUGUCCCUCCCCGGCGACAUCCCGCUGCAGAUCCUCAUGCUGCAGAAGUACCAGACGAAGGCGCGCGAUAUCGUCGGCGCGCUCGCCCCGCCGCUCGCCCUGCGCGUGCUACUGCACGUGCCCGUGCCGCACCUCCUGCGUGUGUGCGCCGUGGUGAACCGCCGCUGGGCGAACCUGACGCGCCUGCCGGCACUGUGGCGCGCGCACUGCCUUGCGAUCACGCGCGGCGAUCCAGCGCCGCCGACGCCUCCCGCGGAUCCAAGCGGGUGGCUGCCGCUGUACCGGGCCCUGGCGCGGCGGGAGGGCAACUGGCGCUCAGGUACACCGCAGGGGAUGAAGUUCUUGAACGGUCAUACGACGUUCGUGACGGUGUUGAUACUCCGGGGGACGCGGCUGAUUAGUGGGAGCUACGACGGGACCAUCCGGUUCUGGGAUCUGGCGAAAAGUAAGGGGGAGAUGGUGCGGUGCCUGGAGGUCGGGAAGCCCGUCAGCUGUGUGGAUUAUCUCGCUGGGGAGGAGGUAUUUGUUGUUGGAUUCCACGACGUUGGGCGCGUGCACUUAUUUUCUGCGAUUACGUACACGCCUCUACAGCAGCUCGCAGGCCAUCUUAAUGGCAUUCGUGCGGUGGCCAUGAGCUCGAAGAACUUGGUUAGUGCCGGAGCCGACAAGGCACUGGUGUGUUGGGACUGGCGAGCAGGGAGCAAGAUUGUGCGGUUUGGACAACAAACGACGAUCAAUGUGGGUGUACAGAUCGUUCAAGGCGCCGAUCGCUCCGAGGGCGAACGAGUGGUGAGCGUUACGAUCGAUGGGGUAGUACGCGUGUUCUCCAUACGUGGGUCUCGUUACCGUGAACUUGCGCAUGGACUUGACCAGAGUCUAGAUCGCCGGGAGAUGAUCUCCCAAUUCCGACUUGCAGAGCUUGGCGGCGGAGAUCCGGUGCUCAUGUCGAAGCUUUUCCAUGUUGGCAGGGCACCGGACAACAUGUUGCAGUGGUUUGCUGCCAAGGGGAGCAAGAUGACUUGCGCCACUAAAUCGGUGAUUCUCCAUCUCCAGUGGCAGGAAGGCGAGGGUGAAGAUGUUCCCGAAUCUGCUCCUCCGGCUCAGAGCAUCGAGAAGGAAGCCGAGAAGCCUCCCAUGGCAAGAAGCCGGACCAUUUCAGCGCGCAGCAGCGUUUCGGGGAAAUCACCCAAGGGACAGUCUCCACGGCCGAUCAAUUCGAUCGCCUCUCCGACUACGAAGCGGCCGUCGCUGUUACCUCAAACCCCGAGUCAACGCAAGCGACUGAGCACGCUGGCCAGUCCGGGCGCAGGCGACUUCUCGAUCAACGAGCUGUCGACCGGGAGCGUGCGAUCGUCGUCCAUGUCUACCUCAGUCUCGGGUCGAGGCCCGCGGGCGACGCCAACGCCGUCAGCAGCGCGGCCGGGUGUACCUCAGCGGCGAGGUUCGCUGAUCCCGCCACCUGCGGAGAGAAGGCUAAGUGCGAGUGUGAGCACGAUGAGCACCGGCGGCCGAUCCAGCACAGGCGGUGUGCCUAAGCUGAGCCUCAGUAUGACCGCGGCUACGAAGAACGGCGCCAACCGGCUUAGUCUGGCCGCGACGCCCACGUCCGCCACCGGGAGCGGAAUCUCGACGCGGACGGGGACGCCGGUUUCUGCCUCGGGCCGGUCUGUGUCGUCUGCGACUACGAACACGCCGACUGCGCUCGACCCGGUGUUCUUCCCUGUGCGAUUUGGGCGUGCUGCGAUCUUGACUGCGCCGCCAAAGAUCGUGGGGAUCGUCGAGACGCCGACGGAUGUUGCCGUCGGUGCAGUGGAUCCGCGGAAGCGGAGAGUCGUCACUGCGACGCGGUUCAGCUCGCGAGUCGGUGCUGUUCGCAAGAUCUUUGUGACGACGCAUGAGGAGACGAAGGAACCCACGACGGAGGUGGAGAUCGAUCUGGCUGCGACGCCCUUGAGCGGGAUCUGGGGCGCGCUGGCUGUGCCGCCGUAUUCUGACUCGCGGGGGCUAAAGGGACAACUGCCCAAUAAGUUUGCGGGCAUGGCCACGCCGGAGAAGAAUCCCAUGGCGAUGGCGAUGUCGCAUGAGGAGGUCGUCGUUGGCUGCGCGGACGGGUGCAUCUAUGUGAUGAAUUUCUCGGGGUACGAUUAUGACAAGGACGAGGUGCUCGAGGACGGGGCUCCGGGAACCCCGCAGCCGGUGUUGGAGGGGAAUCCCGAUGCGGGGUUCGACGAGGAUAUACUGGCUGGGAGGGUGCAAUGAACAUGUAUUUAGCUCGGAUAUCGUAUCGUAUCGUAUAUUUAGUAAACAUGAACUUGGCGUUGGCGCGCUCUUUCUUUCUCUC
Molecule: messenger RNA, 6359 nt
Organism: Mycena citricolor
Lineage: Eukaryota; Fungi; Basidiomycota; Agaricomycetes; Agaricales; Mycenaceae
Source: the annotation of a GenBank genome assembly